Epinephelus lanceolatus (giant grouper) is the source of this 4768-nucleotide messenger RNA. It is a transcript of the gene pdzph1, whose product is annotated as PDZ and pleckstrin homology domains 1. The record is from RefSeq and is a predicted model, not a curated record. Gene Ontology annotation, molecular function: protein binding. NCBI's taxonomy places the organism in Eukaryota, Metazoa, Chordata, Actinopteri, Perciformes, Serranidae.
CAGUCUGAGAAGUGCAGACAAUGUGUCUGUGAUGUGGAGAAGCAGCAGCAGCUGCUCUGCCUGUCAUCUUCCUACCUGACACUUGAAUUUUGAUAGCACUCAUCAGGACUUGACAGCAAAAGAGCAGCUGCCUGAUCAAGGAUCUGUUGGAUCUGUUGGCAGGAACAGUAGACUACAGUUAAUGUGAGGCUGUGGUGGACUUCAGAAUGAGCAAGAGGGGGAGGAGGAGGAACAGCAAGAGAAGGAAGAGCUCCAGCAGCAGUAAACAGAGCGUCUCACCAUACAUCUUUCAAAAGCAUAACAAAAGUAACAGUGUCAGCUACAGAGAUGACAUUGUUGAAAAGGGUGAGGCAGACUCUUUUCGAAAGGAAAAUGUCCAGUCAGGAUCUGAAGAUGAGGAAAAAUAUAACAAUGCUCCACCUACGGAGAAAAGAUUUAAACAGGAUUAUCAUGUGAAUCCAUUUCCAAACCAACGGAGUAUUUAUACCAAAACAACAGAGGACAAGGAGAAAGGAGUGAGGAUAGUGACGUCGGUGUCUGUUAAUGACAUGGAAGAUUCAUCACCAAAGUUCGUGUUUCAGCAGUCACAUGAACCUUUAGCUGAAAAUAUAACCCACUUAUCAACACCAGUGACUAACAUCAUGAAUAUUAACUGCACCGGGUCACAUGUGAAAGUCGAAAUUCAAGAAUUUUUACAGCUGAAUACUUCCGGCGUCAAGACCACGUUUAUUUUCAUGAAUGAAAAGGGUGACUGUGCUGGAACAUUUUUAAAGAGCAAAUGUGAGAGGACGUGGAUACCAAACAAUGAGUCAUCUGAGCAGCCGUCACACAAUGUGACUAAUCAUGAUGGCAAUCAAAACACAAAUUACACAUUUACCUUUGGCAGCAUGAGUGAACAGAGAGAGGCUCAUAGUGAUUUAGAAUCUGUCAGUCCAGCAAACAUAUGGGACAAUCCGAACUACUCUCAAUACUGCAGUGAUCACAAACAACUAAUAUCAACUGACUUUAUGUUGGCAAAUCAUCCAUCAAGCCCAUCACCGAUGUUUAAUAUCAAACCUCAAGGAAAGAGGAAAUAUUUCCACACCAGCAUGAGUAGUGAUCAGUUCUGGGACAUUCCUCCACCCCGAGAGUUUGCAGACUCUAAAUGUAACACUUUAGAGGACCUAACACGGGACCUAGCUUCCUGUAAGAUUGGCGCAUGUAGUCAUGCUGACAAAGUGAACAUGACCCAUCAUGAAGAAUCUGGAUGCCCAUUUUCUGUGGAAGCAGAGGAAAGAGCAGAUCUGGCUCCUUUGUUCGAUCAGUUAUCAGAAUCUGCCAACUACAGGUCCACGCUCAUGAGGCCCUCUGUGUCUACCAGCAGGUCCAGCUUCACCAAAGAUUUCAUCAACUGUCAAAAGAGAAAAUCAUGGAUUAGAAACAACAGCAUUGCCACCGUGGAGCACAGAGCAUGUUUGUUACCAAAGAAAAGACGCCAAACAUUUCCCGGGAUGUCAGAUGAUCUGGGAGUGAUGCAAGAAGAUCUUCUGUUGCCCUACACUGAAUCCUUUUCUUCUUUGAUCAUGUGCUCACUUCCUCUCCAGAAUGAGAGGAUGGGAGGGAUCCACCAGGUCACUGACAGGUUCUCUGCAUUCAGAGAAGGAAAUUAUGAUUCUUCACAAACCAAGCGGAGUUCUAAACCUGUCUCAGAAAUCCAAAAUAGCCAUGACGGCAAGCAGUCAUUGCUCAGUGAAUUCUACUUGACCAGCUCUGAGGACAAUCCUGACGAUGUGUUCACUGUCAAUGAACAAUGUCGAAGACGAAGCAGCAUCGGAUGCCGUUGUAAAGAGCUCAGAUUACAGGACAUAGAUUUAAAGCAGAGCCUUUGCAGGGACAUGGGAAGUCUGGACACUGAAGAUUUUGGAUAUAAAGUUGAUCAAAGUGAAAUAGCAGACAGUGGAUUUGACCAAGAAAUGGGGGAAACAGAAUAUCACAGCCCAAAGCCCCUUAGAGAGAAGCUCAGGCGAAGAGCCCUUGCUAUACAAAUCACCCCUCCGUCCUGCAGUGGCUCAGAGGAACACAUGCUACAGAGCCAUCCUGAAACAUCACUCCACAACAUUGAGGUCCAAAAUGAAAGCCAACAGGACUCUGUCUCACCCAAACAUAAUAAGUCCUCGGUCAUGACAAUAACUGUUGGUGCACUUGAGCCAAGAUCCCUGCAGAUGGACUCAAGCUCAUCACUGGGUAGUUGUACGGAAAAACAUCUUACUACUGCUUCAGAAGAGCCCUGCAUGUCCCCUUCGCAGGAUGUAAAUGGUAAUCCAUUAAAUACAGAGGAGGGUACAGAUCAGACUGAACCCAAGCCAUGUGGUGAAAAAACAGGAAAUGCCAGCUCUUCUCAGUCACUAAUGUUUGAGCAGAAAAAUGAUCUGCAACUGGACACAGCAAGAACAGAUACAGAGGGUUCAGACAAACCUGCAGUCACAGCAUCGUGUCCUGCCAAAGGUUCUACAGACACUGAACUCCAUGCAAAAGAGCAGCUCUGUAAAACGGACAAGGCAGAUAAACAGAUUGUAUCCAGAUCUUCCUUAGAGGCCAAAGAGCAUCUGAAACCUGUGACAGACAGCAGUGGUACUGACCAUUGGGCCAAGAGGCGAAAGCUCUUCAAGGAGAGCAAGCAGUGGAGCUCUGCUGGAGGAAGCUCAGUCACAAGUGACAUCACAGAGGAAUCAGUAUCAGAGGACACCCGUUCUAUGGACGUGACAAUUCAAGACAAUGAUGGAAGGGGCUUCUAUACAGAGACUUUCCACUCUUCAGCAUGGAUUUACCAAGGAGAUGAUGUCGACUCAGAGGCCAUUCCUCCCAGCCUCAACACCAGAACUCGAGCUGUCUCAAUUCGUGAGAGGACUGUCAAGAUAAGCAAAGGGACAGGAGAGUAUCCAUGGGGCUUUCGGAUACAGUUUUCCAAACCCAUUGUGGUUACAGAGGUCGACACAAAUGGGGCUGCUGAGGAAGCGGGGUUGAUGGUAGGAGACUAUGUUCUUGCUGUCAAUGGAACUGAUGUCACCAGCAUUCCCCAUUCUGAGGCUGCUGAUUUGGCCAGGCAAGGUCCAGAUGUUCUAACGUUGACCAUUGGGUCAGACAUUGCUCGUGCUCCUAACAUCCCAAGACCAGCAUGUCGUGGUUAUCUUCACAAGCGUACCCAGUCUGGUCUGAUUAAAGGCUGGAGGAAGAGGUGGUUCGUACUCACACAUGACUGCUGCCUUUACUACUACAGACACAAACGGGAUGAAGGCAAGAGGCGAGCUCUGUCAGCAGUCAAACUGGAAGGGGCUGAGGUGGGACCAGAUAUUUCCCUGGGAAAGCCAUUUGUGUUCAAGUGUCGCCCUCAGUCCGGUAACCGAGUGUACUUCUUCUGUGCCACUUCCAACCAGGAGGUGAAAAGGUGGCUAGAGGCUAUGGAGAAAGCUAUUCAUCCCAUCACACAGAACCACGUGUGGGUGGACGUCACCAGACACAACUCUAAUCUGCCCCCGCUGGCUGUGAAAAACCCUGAGUGUCUCGGAUUGCUUCAUAAAAUGGACAAAAGCAAGGACAUGUGGGUACAGCACUAUUGCAUUCUGAAGGAUGGCUGCCUCUCCUUCUACAGUGGUAUCCGCGCAACUCAUGCACAUGGUGGGAUCUACCUCCAGGGGUACAUGGUGCGAGAGCAGCCCUAUGGAUCCAAGAAAUCCACCAUUGAGCUGAAACCUCCUUCUGAUGAGUUCAAGACUUUCCACCUCUGUGCUGAAAAUCCUAAUGAGAACAAACGGUGGAUCAUAGCUCUCAGAGCUUCAGUAAAGAAGUGGCUGCCUUUGCAUCAGGCCCUUCAGGACUAUGUGAACCAGCCAUCAGAAGAGACCAGAAUGUGAGACACAGCAUAAACAGUGAUAUCCGUCUGACUGACAUCCGUCUGACUCAGCCUGUGGACUGCUUGAUGAGCCUCCUGCUUGCACAUUACUGCACUUUGUUCCCUGUGCUGUCCCUUUUGUUUUGGAGGAUAACUUCACUCAGCUGGAGAGAAUCAGGCCACAAUUAGUAGUGCCCUCAGUCUAUGCAGCCUCAUUUACAUAAAGAUCUACUGCAAAUGGCAAAGUGCAAAAGCAAAUGUGAGGGACGAGCACAAAAACUAAAAACACAACUUUAUAUUUUGCACGUCAUUCCUCUUUAAAUUUUUCCUUUAUUUUUCUACCUUUGGUCAUACAGUUUUUCUUUAUUUAACCUCUUUAAACCUAUUUAAAUGUACAAUUGGAACAUUUCCAUUUGUACAUAUAUCUAUGACCUAAUGAUUCUUAGAUCAAACAUAGUUUACCAUUUUGUCUGUUCUUUUCUUUUUUUUUCUUUGAGAAAUCAUCCUCCACAUUUUCAGCAUCCCUGUGUCUAAUGGCAGCACUUGCUAGCACUUUACCUAAGCAGGCAGAUGGUUAUGGACUGUUUGAGACAUCUGGAUUGUGCCAUAAGGCUUUCAAAAUAGACAUGCAAGCCCAGUGAAAAAUACUUAAGACAUAUCAGUUCAAAGGGCUUCACUCAUAGUGUUGGGAAUUUCCAAAAUUCUCUAGAGGUUUCAGUUUGUGAUAUAAAAUACUGACAUUUCUGUGCUUUUAUACUGAAUCUGUGUGACUGUGUUUUGUUUUUACUGCUACAUUGUAAACUGUUAAAAUAUAGAUGUGCUCUCAUACUUUUGAUACAGCUGUUACUCACCGCGUAACAGAUAGCAAUGCAUUCAUUUGUUAGCCAAAUAAAUUAUAUG